This is a messenger RNA of Spodoptera exigua (beet armyworm), 1860 nucleotides long. NCBI's taxonomy places the organism in Eukaryota, Metazoa, Arthropoda, Insecta, Lepidoptera, Noctuidae. The record is from the annotation of a GenBank genome assembly.
AUGAAUAAGCGAGAAGCGGCCGCAUUCUUAUUUACCAUCGCUAAAGAAAUUCAAGAAUCUUUCGCUAGUCCUGUGAUUUUCUUUACGCGUAAAGAUUACGCUGAACAUGUAUUUGAUGCCUUCAAAAAUAUUCGCAAAGCGCUAUUGGAAAAUACUAGUCCAGCAGCUAUCGUCGAUAUCGUUUUUGCGUUUCACAUGGAGUGGCUGCAUGCUGUAAAAGAGAUAGAAAAUUUUAAGGAAAGAGUAAAAGAUACACCUCGAGAUGUUGUUCUUAAAGCCAUAACUUUUACCAUAGAAUGUGUCCAACAGAGACACUUUCGCAUUCGAAAAUAUAUUGAGAAAAUACAAACUUCAAUGACUAAAGAUGAAUAUACUUUAAUUCAAACAGAUCUUUCAAUAAUUAAAGAACUGCAGGAUAUUGUUGCCACUUCUCUUACAGAGAAGUAUCAUUAUAUUAACUCUCUUACAGAUUACGCAGAUUACUAUACUAGAAUUAACGAUGAAAUAGAAGAACUCUUAUAUUGGUUAGAUAAGUUAAAUGAUAAUUUGGCAGUUGAGUUCUGUAAAAUCGUAAAUUUUAAUGUACCUCUGAGGCCGUAUGAUCUAACAAAAACGCUGCAAGAUAUAAUUGAAGAAGUUGCAACUGAUCCAACACCAGAAGCCCAGAGAAUAGCUGAAAUAGUCCAUGUUACAGGGCAGGUGUUAAGUUCUAAAAUGCGCCUUAGCUCAAUAAAUGAACUUGAAAUAGCUAAAAUUGUUGAGAAAAUUAAAGCACUCGAAAAACGUAUACACCGAUUACAAUCUCAACAUUCUUCUGCUUUAAUGGCUCUUAAGCAUAAAACUUCGUUUUUAGAAGAACGUCUGCAAUCUCUACAAAAUAUUAAAAAAACUAUAUACAAAAUGAAGCACAAGGAAGACGGUGACAAUCUCACUGAGACUGAAAACCAGAAUGAACCCAAAGAUAUGCAUAUUUUUUCUCAUUUACUGCCACAUAGCGAUCGUUGCCGUCUUGUUGAUAAAUUGCUACAAUUAUGGAAGAGCGCAAUGAUAGAAUCUAAUAAUGAGUCGGUAAUAUCUAUAUUGAGUGUUGCACAUUCGAAUGAAAUGUUCACUGAUGAAAAUGGGCAUUUCACUGUAGACAAAUAUGGAAGAAAGAUUUACCGUAAACCAGGCGAUGACCAAUUAUAUCAAUUAAAUGAACAUAAUAAACUGGUCCUUCUCCAAGAUGAUGGAAAAGUUGUUUAUUUUUAUGACGCCUGUGGCAGAUAUUACAUAAGUGAUGCAAGAAAACGAAUUUACAAAGAUCAUGACGGUGCUAGUGAAUAUAUGCUUACCCAGACUGGAUACCUUGUUAAGGUCUUGGAAGAAAAAGAUGGUGUACAAUAUUUUUAUGACUGGCUGGGCCGAUAUUAUAUUAGGAAAGAAGAUGGACGUCACAUUUAUACUGAAGAAAACUCACCUGACGAAUAUGAACAGGACGGUUUGGGUAAUUUAGUAAAAAUCCACCAGGAGCCUUUUAUUUAUGAACCGUGUCCAUUGGAACCAAUGACUAUGAAAGAAAAUGAAUAUAUCAAGCAGGAAGUUGGCCAGGCUCUAAAAAAAUGUAUAGCACAAGUAGUAUUAACGCAACCCAUGGAUCCUGUUGCUUACUUGGCGGAUUGUUUGACGCAAUAUAGUAAAAACAUUAAGGAACGCGAGCAGCUUAUAAAGAAAGAAAAUGAAAGGGAGGAACUUAGCAGACUAUUGCAUCUUAAUACUCCUAAAGAAGUUUCAAUUAAAUGUUCUAGCAGCGGUGAAAAUAUUGAUGAUAUUAACUUCUUAAACUAUGGGUAUGACACCGACGCGAGUUUUUACACCUAG